AUGAUUGCUAAAAUUUUUCUUAUCAUUACUCUCUUGUGCGUUUCUCGAGCAGAAGACUGCCUCGAAUGUAUCUGUAAUCGUGAAUCAGGAUGUGCUCCUGUCGGAUGUGGUAUGGAUGAGGGAUCACACUGCGGAUUCUACCAAAUCCAGCUCCCCUACUACGAGGACUGCGGCACUCCUGGACGCGGUGAAGGUGAAGAUGUGACAGCUGCUUGGCAGAGAUGUGCCAAUGAUUAUGACUGCGCCACUCAAUGUGUCCAGGCUUACUACGAACGCUACAAGGAUAAUUGCGAUGGGACUGGGCAAGGACCAUGCGAGGUUAUGUCUCGUCUACACAACGGUGGCCCCGAAGGAUGCCAUAAAUCAGCUACCGAUGGUUAUUGGGAUGCUAUCCAAAGUUGCUGCGGCUGCUCUUAGGCUGCUUUCAUAGGAUGAUAAGAGAUCAAAACAGCAUAUGACCGACAAAUUUUGAAUUGACGCAUUCCUGCAUUUUCUAUUCAGUUCACCAAAGCUUUUUUUGAAAAUCCUAUCGUGAGGGUCGCUUGCAGUCUGAAGGAUUUUUUGUUUUAUGGCCCUAGCAACAAGUUUACUCCAAAGGAAGCACGAUUUUUUAGCUUGUCAAAUCUCUCUUUUGCAUUUUAUUUUGGAUUGUGCUGUGGUUCUACUUACUUUUUUCAUACUUUUUAUGUGUUAUGACUUCUCUUGCC
Messenger RNA from Cylicocyclus nassatus, 707 nucleotides. The record is from the annotation of a GenBank genome assembly. Lineage: Eukaryota; Metazoa; Nematoda; Chromadorea; Rhabditida; Strongylidae.